GGGGCGUGUCCGAAGAGACUUGGAACUCCGCGGCGGGGGUGGUGCGGGUCUCCGCGGCCACAGCCAGAGCGCUGGCAGCUGCGGGGCUGCAGGGCUGCGAGGCUGCGGGACGCAGCGGGAAGCGGGGCCCCUGACCGAGGAGUCGAGUCCCUGGUGAAGAUGGUAGACUACCUGGCCAACACGGAGAUCAACAGCCAGCGCAUUGCGGCGGUUGAGAGCUGCUUUGGGGCGUCCGGACAGCCGCUGGCCCUGCCAGGUCGGGUGCUGCUGGGCGAGGGCGUGCUGACCAAGGAGUGCCGCAAGAAGGCCAAGCCACGCAUCUUCUUCCUCUUCAACGACAUCCUGGUGUACGGCAGCAUCGUGCUCAACAAGCGCAAGUACCGUAGCCAGCACAUCAUUCCCCUGGAAGAGGUGACACUAGAGCCGCUACCAGAGACACUGCAAGCCAAGAACCGCUGGAUGAUCAAGACGGCCAAAAAGUCCUUCGUGGUGUCUGCUGCGUCCACCACCGAGCGCCAGGAGUGGAUCAGCCACAUCGAGGAGUGUGUGCGGAGGCAGCUGCUGGCCACAGGCCGCCCACCCAGCACGGAGCACGCGGCGCCCUGGAUCCCUGACAAGGCCACGGACAUCUGCAUGCGCUGCACCCAGACGCGCUUCUCCGCCAUCACCCGGCGCCACCACUGCCGCAAGUGCGGCUUUGUGGUCUGCGCAGAGUGUUCCCGGGAGCGUUUCCUCCUGCCGCGCCUCUCGCCCAAGCCCUUGCGUGUCUGCAGCCUCUGCUACCGCGAGCUGGCAGCCCAGAAGCAGGAGGAGGAGGAGCAGGGCACGGGGUCCCCGAGGCAGCUGGCCCACCUGGUCGGGGCGUCCAGUGGCGACGAUGACGACUCAGAUGAAGACAAGGAGGGUGGCGGGGAUGGCGACUGGCCAGGCCAGGUGAAGUUCUAUGCCUCCAACAUCUGGUCAUCCUUCCACAGCUGACCCGGGUCUGCAGCCCCAAGGGAGGCUGGGAACUCUGGUCACUGCUGCAUCCGGUGUAGAAUGAGAUGACAGGGGCACCAUUAGGGCUGGUGUGGGAGCCUCACUUCUCCAACACUCCAGAAGGGGAUGACUGCAGGGAGGUGCCUUCCUGUAAAUAAAUAAAUAGAUAAAUAAAUAAAUAGAUAAAUAAAUAAAUAAAUAAAAA
Molecule: messenger RNA, 1183 nt
Organism: Erinaceus europaeus (western European hedgehog)
Lineage: Eukaryota; Metazoa; Chordata; Mammalia; Eulipotyphla; Erinaceidae
Gene: PLEKHF1
Product: pleckstrin homology and FYVE domain containing 1
Exons: 2
Coding region: 160-978 (272 amino acids)
Molecular function (GO): metal ion binding; phosphatidylinositol binding
Source: RefSeq, a predicted model, not a curated record